AUACGCAUACACUGACAAAAUUCUGACCGGAAAUUCCGACAAAAUGGUGUGAAUGUUGUUAGUUUACUAGGUUUUGAGACAAAACGUCUUACUGGUCCAAGUAUUCGUCAACUGUGACGCAAAAAUCCUCCCCCGUCUGCCGCGCUCUCUCUCCUCACAUCCUCUGUCCGAGCAGAGCCGCGCUGCCUCACGUGGACCCGAGACUUUAACAUCGCAUCAAGACUCUCUCAGCAGUUCCCUUUUGGAAAGACAAAGAGAAGUUUGAUAAGGUGGAGCAAAACGCCAAAUAUCUCUUCAAAAGGAUCUUGCGUAUGUGUUUUUAGGUGCAGCUGUAAAAGAACGAAGAGAGCAGCUGGUUUAAGGAGAGCAGACGAGUGCCAUCCUACGUUUUCUUUGCAAAAGACUUCUUAAGAGGAAUAAUGAGGAACAUUUGGAUAUUCCUGACACUUUCAGCAGCUGUCUGCUUGUCCAGCGACAAGGUACUGGUGUCUGGUCAGUCCCCUUCUUUAACUGAUGACAUCUAUUUGGAUGACCAGCAGUCUGGUGACUACCCUUUAGAUGAUGAUGACUUCACUUCUGGUUCAGGAUCUGGUUUUAGUGACACAGAUGACGAUGAAGACACCUCCACAGUAAUUGUGCGGUACCCAGAAUUCAAAGCAGAUUCGACUCAGGAGCCUGUCUAUAGCAGCAGCCCCAGCUUGGAUUCCUCUAUUUCCAAAGAGCAGGACAAAAUCAGCAUAGACACAUUCAUCGACUCAGAUGUGGGACAAGAGAAUACUGACCAUCAGACAGAAAAGCCCCGGGUCACUGCUGAAGCCACCAGCUCACCGAGCGUUGAAAAAGAUGCUGACCGGCGUCAUGAGCCUCACACAGAAAAUCUCUUCCAAAGGACAGAAGUGCUGGCAGCGGUUAUAGCCGGCGGAGUGAUCGGCUUCCUGUUUGCCGUCUUCCUCAUCCUCCUCCUGGUGUACCGCAUGAGAAAGAAGGACGAGGGGAGCUACGACCUUGGAGAGCGCAAGCCUCCCAGCUCGGCCUAUCAGAAGGCUCCGAGUAAAGAGUUCUACGCCUGAACGACCAAUCAUUGCCAACAGUAACAUCGUUAUGACAACCAACUCCUCUCCAAGAGUUAACGGCGGAUCGGUAGCACAACGAGGGGAUUUUUUUGUACGGGGAACCUUUACUCAUUUAAAAAUGUAACAAAAACGUAAUUUUGCUUCACGAAGCCAAUCGGGGCUUGUAUUUUCUUUUUUUGGGAUAAAAACGUCAAAGAUUGUUUCUCUAUGGUUUUUGAAAACAGUUGUCGUCAGUGUAUGAAGGUAAAUCAUUGCUCACAGGUUUUAGUCAUCGACUACUUUGUAACAGUAGAGGUACGUUUUAUUAAAGAACAAGACAAUUCCGGGAUGCAAGUCCUGGGUUAUAUCUGAUACCUUUAAUUUUCCACUGAUUACAUUGCAGUAACUUAUCUCAGUGUGGACUUUAUUAGUAACUUAAUUUUCAUCUCAUCAUUUUUGUAAAGGGGUUUUUCUCCCUUGGCUUGUGCCAUUUUGUUCUUCGGUCAAAAUGAAUGUUUGUAUUUCCGUCUGGCCAACAUCAAAUCAAUUUUUCAGAAUGUUUAAAUGUAUUUUGUUAUAUUUCAUGUUUCUAAUGUAGUUGGUACAGUGUUAAGUCCCUGAAAGUUCAAAAUCUAGUUUGCCUGAAGCCAAGAACACACUACUCUGUACUUGUGCUCUUUUAUUCUUUCUCUUUUCAUGUCAGACACAUGCAGGUUAAGUCUCUUAGAAAAAUCAUUGUACUUGACUGGACUUGACUGAAAGUCUGCGACAUCAUUCAUAGCACUGCAGCAAUUUACUGAAAUUACUUUAACCAUUAUAAAAGUUUGCGUUGCACAAAAGCUCAUCAAGGUCAAGAACGUUUUGUUUUUCCACAAAACUAUUUAAUACCCACUUACCCACCGCUUGGAAGGGGGAAGAAAAAAAAGUCCAUUAGAAUAAGAUAUGGAUUUUUUCACAUGAAUUCCGUCUUCAUUUUGAACAAGUGUAAGAGACCAAGAAUGAAUCUUCCAUGACAGGUUAACAUCAUUUACCCAGUAGAAGUCGUCAGUAUUACUGAUUUUUACGCCCACACUGUUCUCAAUCAACAGAUUUCCACCGUUCACUGUUGACUGGAACCGUAAUGAAGCCCAUUUUUCUUGAUUUCAUAAUAUUAUCCCUCAUGCGGAAGCAGCUUUUGCAAAGAUUUCUCCUUUGUUUUUGACUCGAGCAUAUUCUGCUGAAUGUCUCUGACCUUCCAAAGACUCAAACAGUGUUGUUAACAGUGAUGGUGAUUAAUAACGUGAAUCACAUCUGCUCAUUUUUCCUCUUCUUUUCGUGUGCAUUUCCAUUGUUUCUUUCAAAGACCUGACCAUUUAGAGUCAACGACGUCUCUGUAUAUGUUAAUAUACAAUAAUUUAUAGAAUAUAAUUAUUUAUAUACUACAUAUUGUAUGUAAUAUGUUAGUUAAAAAAAUCUAUGAAAAUGUAUAUUCACAAAUGUUUUAGAAGCCCUUGAAGUGCCUACUGUUCUGAAACAGUUCUACAGGGAUUUGAGGACAUUUGUGCAUCGGAUUGAUGUUAAAAGCUGGAACUGGAGAAAUGUGAUGAGUGGUAAUGUCACAGAAACAGAAACAGUAUUGUAUUUCAUAAAAAAAACACUACUGAAUAAACAUUUUCUCAUGGUAUUUUAA
This is a messenger RNA of Labeo rohita (rohu), 2721 nucleotides long. Its product is annotated as syndecan-2-B-like. The coding region runs from base 420 to 1070 and encodes 216 amino acids. Gene Ontology annotation, biological process: cell migration. The transcript has 5 exons. Gene Ontology annotation, cellular component: cell surface; membrane. NCBI's taxonomy places the organism in Eukaryota, Metazoa, Chordata, Actinopteri, Cypriniformes, Cyprinidae. The record is from RefSeq and is a predicted model, not a curated record.